AUGUCUGCAAAUGGGUUACCUUCUUCAGCUCAAGCCUUCCAAGAACAACUCCUUGGCGGUUUUAUCUCUAGAAAGCUGCUUCUGCAUAGCCCAUUUGAUCCCAGCACUCAACCAGCCGUUGCGGUUGCACCAUCUCCUCUCAGAACCCAUCACAACCUCAGCGGAAAUGUCCUGAUGCUUCUCUCAGUCCUCAUCUGUGGGAUCAUCUGUUGCCUCGGGUUACACUACAUCAUUCGUUGUGCGCUCAAACGUUCUUCGAGAUUCCUGAUCACCGAGCCAAUCGCUAGUCUUUCAACACCACGUGGUUCAUCAAACAAAGGAAUCAAGAAGAAAGCUCUUAGGAUGUUCCCGGUUGUGAGUUACUCACCUGAGAUGAAUCUGUCGGGGAUAGGCGAAGAGUGUGUCAUUUGUUUGUCGGAUUUUGUUUCCGGUGAAAAGGUCAGGCUGCUCCCUAAGUGCAACCAUGGGUUCCAUGUUCGUUGCAUUGGCAAGUGGCUUCAACAACAUACGACUUGUCCAAAUUGCAGACACUCUCUGGUUGAGACAUGCCAGAAGAUCUUAGGUGACUUCAUUCAAGCUGAUCAAGUGAUGGAGACACCAACAGAAAUCGUAAUUGCCAUGAUUGAAACACCAACAGAAAUCGUAAUUGCCUUGAUUGCUCCUCUAGAACCUGAAGGAAGAGUAAACACUUUUAGAGAAAGCAGCUAG
Microthlaspi erraticum is the source of this 708-nucleotide messenger RNA. NCBI's taxonomy places the organism in Eukaryota, Viridiplantae, Streptophyta, Magnoliopsida, Brassicales, Brassicaceae. The record is from the annotation of a GenBank genome assembly.